Molecule: messenger RNA, 1029 nt
Organism: Lachancea nothofagi CBS 11611
Lineage: Eukaryota; Fungi; Ascomycota; Saccharomycetes; Saccharomycetales; Saccharomycetaceae
Source: the annotation of a GenBank genome assembly
AUGCAGUCUGUGAUCCAAGAACAAGCCACUGCGCUUUUUCAGAAGCACCCAUUAUUGGCUAACUACCAGCCCUGUUUAGAACGCCCAUUUUUCAAUAUUUCAUUAUGGAAUAAUUUCGACCGUGUGGCAACUUUUGUUAGCAAUGGUCACUUUGUUCCUAGCAAAUUUGAAUUCGUCGCUGGAAAACUACCUUUGAGUGAGCUGCCACAGGUUGUGGCAGCAAUUACGACUUACUAUGUGGUCAUUUUUGGUGGUAGGCAAGUUUUGAAGAACUCGGAACCGUUCAAGCUCAACUUUUGGUUUCAACUGCACAACUUGUUCUUGACGACUUUGUCAUUGUCUAUUCUAGUCUUGAUGGUCGAACAACUAAUUCCUAUGAUCGCGUACAAUGGAUUGUACUUUGCUAUUUGCAAUAUUGGGGCCUGGACUCAGCCCAUGGUGACCUUGUACUACAUGAAUUACAUCACAAAGUUCAUUGAGUUUGUUGACACCGUUUUCUUGGUGUUGAAACAUAAAAAUUUGAGAUUUCUUCACACCUAUCACCACGGUGCUACUGCUUUACUGUGCUACACUCAACUUGUUGGUACAACUGCAAUUUCUUGGGUUGUUAUAUCACUUAAUUUGGGUGUUCACGUCGUCAUGUACUGGUAUUAUUUUUUGGCCGCCAGGGGCAUUAGAGUUUGGUGGAAGGAAUGGGUUACCAGAUUUCAAAUUAUGCAAUUUGUCCUAGAUAUCGGAUUCAUCUAUUUUGCCGUCUAUCAGAAGGCUGCGCAUUUGUUCUUCCCAGAGCUACCUCAUUGCGGUGACUGUGUUGGUUCCACUACGGCAACUUUUUCUGGUUGUGCUAUUAUUUCAUCCUACUUGUUCUUGUUCGUCGCUUUCUACAUCGAAGUUUACAGACGCAGAGGAACUAAGAAAUCCAGAAUUGUAAAGCGCGUCCGUGGUGGUGUUGCUGCAAAAGUCAACGAGUAUGUUAACGUUGACGUUGCUCAUACUUCAACCCCCUCCCCCUCUCCUUCCAGGAAGUAG